Messenger RNA from Patiria miniata (bat star), 3114 nucleotides. It is a transcript of the gene ints2, whose product is annotated as integrator complex subunit 2-like. Gene Ontology annotation, biological process: snRNA 3'-end processing. Gene Ontology annotation, cellular component: integrator complex. The transcript is spliced from 16 exons. The coding region runs from base 124 to 3099 and encodes 991 amino acids. Lineage: Eukaryota; Metazoa; Echinodermata; Asteroidea; Valvatida; Asterinidae. The record is from RefSeq and is a predicted model, not a curated record.
UUUCUACCAGCCUGACGCUCAACAUGGAAAGUGUAGUUUCGCGCGUGGCUGAGUGUGCCUAAAAUCGUCCUUAUUUUUCCACUUUCUGAGUUCCAAAUCAGAUUUCAAAUCACAUCAGUGACCAUGAGCAAGCGAUUUGAGUUGAAACCUGCUGCCUUUCAGGCCAUCCAGAAUGUGAAUAUCGAGCAGAUUGCGAAAAUGGAUGAGGGUAGCAUUCGGGCCCUGCUGCCGUGCUUGGUCCGUAUGUCCCUGUGUGCUCCACUCGACGUGAGCCAGUCGUGGGUGGAGGGGCGCAAGCAGAUUCUGCGGGUGCUGUCUGGGUUGGAAGUGGUCAACUCGAUCGUCGCUCUGCUGUCUGUGGACUUUAAUGCGCUGGAGCAAGAUGCUAGGAAAGAACUUCAGAUGAGACAUAAACUGGGCGAGUCAGAGAAUCUUUUGACUGCUAACAUCCAACAUGGCCUGGCUCUGGAGUUUGAGCGAAGUGACCCGGCAAGAAGGCUACGUCUGCUCAUCAGUGAACUUCUGUUUAUUUCCAGUCAGAUUAAAGACACGACAGAUUUUGUGCGGAGACCCUGUGAAUUGUUUGAGAGUGAAGUCUACUUGGAAGAAGUGUCUGAUGUACUGUGUAUCGCACAAGCAGAGCUUCCGUCCCUACUUUCAAUUGACAAGAUGGCAGAGGCGCUCCUACGUGUUCAGUUUGGUCCUAUUCUACUCUGCAGGCUCGUUGCCAAUGUGCCAGACAGCUUCUUCCAAGUUUGCAAAAGCCUGAUUGUGAAUGGAGAGCGGCAGGACGAGGAUAGCUACGGUGGCCGGCGAAGGACACAGACACUGAGAAUGUUGGCAGCAAUGAGUCCCAGCCAGGCUCUCACUAUCAGAGCACUCGCUGUCGACCAGUGCAAGCUGCCCGGCCUGGCCAUUGCCUUGUCGUUAGACCACGACACAACUGACCAAUCAGAGAACAGAAUGAGUGACAUGGUCGGGUUCAUCAGCGGCUUGCUGCUUGGCAGUAACUCGGGCGUUCGCAACUGGUUUGCCCAAUUUGUACGCAAUGGGCAAAAGCACAAGGCUGACGCUAGCCUUUCUAUUCUCCAAGCUCUGCGGACGCACCUUCUGCAACAGCUUAAAGCAAUCAUCCCCUCCAAGGAGUUCCAUGGGAACCUCCCCGAGCGGCAAGUGGUACAGGCCAGUGCUGUGAUGAGACUGUACUGUGCACUCAAGGGGAUAGCUGGACUCAAGUUCAGUGAGGAAGAAGCUAAGCAGCUGUUACGUCUACUGAGUAGCCACCCUCUGCCCACACCCUCUGGUAUUCGCUUCAUCUGUCUGGGUCUGUGCAUGCUGUUUGCAUGUCCCUCUCUCAUCAGCCAAGAAGACGAGCACGUAGUGAUAGACUGGAUUAACUGGCUGGUCCGCGAGGGACCGAUGUUUGAGCGGGAGAGUGGUGUUAGCGCCUCGUUCAGCGAGAUGCUUCUAUUGAUGGCCAGUCAUUUCCAUGCCAACCAGGUCCAUGCUAUCAUCGACUUGGUCUGCUCAACGCUGGGUAUGAAGAUUCCAAUCAGACCCAACUCACUGGCCAGACUCAGACUGAUGUUCAUGCAGGAGGUCUUCACUGAGCAGGUUGUUACUGCUCAUGCCGUUACCGUUGCUGUGACCCCUGACCUGAGCGGCUCGAUAUCAGGCUAUUUACCCAUCCACUGUGUCUACAAUCUACUGCAGAGCCGCGCCUUUGCCAAACACAAAGUCCCAAUAAAGGACUGGAUUUUCAAGCAGAUUUGCCACAGUGCCCCUCCCCUCCACCCCCUUUUCCCACCCCUCCUAGAAGCCUAUGUGACCUCAGUGGUAGUGUCCACCCAGUCUGGCACCAAGCAGUACCGGAAUGCACCACUCACCGAGAGGGAGAUUCUGUCCGUGUACAAGACUUCCAAUGUGUCGUUGCUUAGGGCGUCAGUUGCUGAGGAUCCGGGCGUGGCUCGGGCGGGGCAGUGUGGUCUGACGGUUCAGCUGCUAAUGCUGUAUUAUCUACUGCUGUAUGAGGACUGCGUGCUUAGUAACAUGAAGACAUUGGUCAUGAACAACGAGCGUCCCCAGUCCUACUCAUCAAAGCUCACGUCCCAGAUACCCAUCAAGUAUCUCCUCCACGAAGCCCAGCGGCAUCAGCCUGACUACGCCGGUCUCUACCCCUCCCUCCUGCGUCUCCUAGCAACCCACUACCCUCACUUGUGUCUGGUGGAAGAUUGGUUGGGGGAGGAGCUAAUGGAGGAAGAAAUGGGAGGUGGGGUCAGAAAGAAGAGGAGGGUGAAGGGUGGGGGAGAAGGACAGAGAACGGUUGCAAAAUGCUCCCCAGCGAGACUUCAGAAUGCCCUGCAGCAUGCCUGUCAAGAUCCCUCCGAGUCUCUCCUACUCUUGAGACAUCUGUGUGAGCUGGAGCCUCAUCAUCUCAUGGACUUUGCUGAGGUCUUGGUGGGCAGUCUACCAGGCCUGCUAGGGGAACAGGUACCUCGUCAAGUCGUGACUUUGGCCAUCAAGCUGUGGAGGAUGCUGAACACUGUCAUGCUCAGGAGGUUGCGAGUGAUGACAGUGAAUGCGCUUGUAUGCACGAAGCCUGUGGUAGCUUUUACAGAGGAGGAUAUCACAUUGGACCCGCUGAUUGUGCUCAGAUGCGAUCUCAGAGUUUUCAGAUGUCCACCGAUUCUAGACAUAGUCAUGCAGAUGUUGACCGCUUACUUGGCCGCGUCCAGAGCCUUUCUGACCACACAUCUCCAGUCCAGUCCAAGCAUCAUCAGACGGCCGGAGCAAGGACUGACCCCCCAGCCUACCGAGCCAGAGAGGGAGGAGCUAAAGAGCGCCCUCAUUGCUGCGCAGGAGAGCACCGCUGUGCAGCUGCUGCUGGAGAUAUGUCUGCCGUUUGAAAACGAGGAGGUAAGUUUUUCUAAAAACUGUAUCCACAUCCUGAAAUGUUUUGCAUUGUUUUUGUAUCAUGAAGAUUGCCUAGACUGGAGACGUGACCUCAUUACACACGUGUAUAUGAGGACAGGCAACGGCCUCGUGCAUCUGAUAUCUGAUUGGUUGCUAUGCGUCUUGGCUCUGCCGCCUCCCCUGUAGUUUGAUUGGCCUACU